Molecule: messenger RNA, 3595 nt
Organism: Oreochromis niloticus (Nile tilapia)
Lineage: Eukaryota; Metazoa; Chordata; Actinopteri; Cichliformes; Cichlidae
Gene: evx2
Product: even-skipped homeobox 2
Exons: 3
Coding region: 572-1822 (416 amino acids)
Biological process (GO): regulation of transcription by RNA polymerase II
Cellular component (GO): nucleus
Molecular function (GO): RNA polymerase II cis-regulatory region sequence-specific DNA binding; DNA-binding transcription factor activity, RNA polymerase II-specific
Source: RefSeq, a predicted model, not a curated record
AUAUUCCUAAAUGAAGAGGGAAAUGUUGCUCCGCUCAUUUUAUUAAUCAGACUGUCAAUUUCACCCAAGAGGCCAAACCCAAGAGCGAUCUACAACAGACUCAGAGAUCAACCCAGGGACAAGCACCUCGCUCCUCACUUCUCUCUUCCUCUCCACUUGGAUAUUAUUCGUCUGACCGAAGGCCGCCUCCAUCAUCAAGUGACAGCCCUCUCCUAUUUAUUUGCUUAUAAACCUGUUACAAUAAAUGAUCAUUGGAGCAACGUCAGCCCAGCAUUUUAACAACGAACAGCAGCCACUUUUGAUGAAUGACAUUUUGCUGCUGUGGGGAGGAUGCACGGCUCAUUUUGAGCAGUCGCUCGUCGAUUGCGUUUAGAUUCUUUCAUUUUUGCGUCUUGCUUAUAAAAAGGUUUAGAGACAGUUAUUUAGACACAGUUGCAGGAGUUGCAUGCGGAUUUAGCUCCGACACAACUCAUUGGUGCUCCAGCCCCCUGGACAAGUGUUGUGUGUGUCUGUGUGUGUGUCUGUGUGUUUUUUUUUUUUCUUCGUCGUCGUCGUCGUCUUCCACGGCUUAAUGAUGGAGAGGAUAAGAAAAGAGAUGAUAUUGAUGGAGAGAGGUCUCCACAGUCCUGUCGCCGGGAAGAGGCUCGCAGACACGCCUGGAAAUUCAGUGCUGGAGGCCCUGGAAAACUCCCAGCACGGCGGACGACUAAGCCCGAGAAUAACUUCCGCUUCCCUCCAUGGAAAUCUUGGGGACAUCCCGACGAAAAGCAAAUUUGAAAUUGACAGUCUUUUCGGUACACACCACGGCAGUGAAAAUUCUUCCUCGGCGGAAAUUUCCUCGUCAGAAAGCAGGAAGAAAAUGAGUCUUUAUUCCGAAGUUUCGCAAGAAUCAGAUAUUAACAGUGAUGUGGAAGUGGGAUGCCCUGCGCAUCGCUCCCCGAGCCAGCACAAGGAAAACAAUAAAGGUUUUUCAGACAGUAGCUCUGGAUCUUCCAACACAAGCUCAAACUCCCUCCAGAACAUGAACGGUAAUUCAACGGGGGGAUCAAACAAUUCAAAUACCGAUCAAGUCAGAAGGUAUCGGACUGCUUUCACCAGAGAACAAAUCGCAAGACUGGAAAAAGAGUUUUACAGGGAAAAUUAUGUUUCGAGACCGAGAAGAUGUGAGUUAGCGGCGACGCUAAAUUUGCCCGAAACUACAAUUAAGGUGUGGUUCCAGAACAGGCGGAUGAAGGAUAAAAGGCAGCGUUUGGCGAUGUCCUGGCCCCAUCCAGCAGACCCUAGCUUCUACACUUACAUGAUGACGCACGCGGCAGCUACAGGAAGUCUACCUUACCCUUUCCACUCGCACAUGCCUCUACAUUACUACCCGCACGUUGGUGUCACGGCAGCAGCAGCGGCCGCCGCCGCCACCGGUGCCGCCUCGUCACCUUUCGCCACUUCCAUCCGCCCCCUCGAUACCUUCCGAGCGCUCUCCCACCCAUACUCACGGCCAGAGCUCCUGUGCAGCUUCAGGCACCCGGGACUCUACCAGUCGCCUGCAGGCCUGAAUAGCUCGGCCGCUGCAUCCGCGGCGGCGGCGGCCGCUGCAGCGGCGGCUGCGGUCAGCGCUCCGUCAGCCACCGGGCCCUGUUCGUGCCUGAGCUGCCACAGCAGCCAGGCGGCAAGCGCAUUGGGCUCCAGGAGCGCCAGCGCUGACUUUACCUGCACAGCUUCCGGGCAAAGAUCCGAGAGUGGAUUUUUGCCGUAUUCUGCUGCGGUUCUAAGCAAGACUUCAGUCCCGUCACCAGACCAGCGAGAAGAAACUUCACUUAACAGAUAACUGAUCACGCAGCCAACGCGACCGUUUCCUAUUUUGCUCCAGUCCUACUUUUAGGGGUGGGGUGGGGGAUUAGGCCUACUACUUUAAAUGGGGAGUCUCACCUGGGCGAUGCAUUAGGCGGUAUCAUAAACACACCGAAACUCGAAGAUUAAAAGUCUAAAAGUGAUUCAACUGGAAGAGACUGUUUUUAUUAAAACAAACACUGAUACCCAACACUGAAAAUUUUGCAGCUAGUAACUUUUUUAAAGGCUCAUGGUCGUGUGUUGAACCAUUUUUACGGGAGCUACUGGAUUAAUUUACACAUUUGAGGGGAGAAAAAAAAACAUUUUAGCUUUUUUAUUUAAUAAUGUCCCACUGCCUCAAUAAAUGUACCAUUUCAAAUAAUUUAUUUAUAUUUUUUUUCCCCAAAUGAAAACAUAAACUUCAACUUAAAUGUCCAAUACUCUGUGUGACAAACCCAGCCUUGGCUAUCUCGGCUCCUUUAGUUUUCAGAUAAAAAUGUGAACUAAUUAUGCUUAUCUAAAUUUAGAUAUAGCAGACGGUCUACUUUUCUGCUCAGCAGCAUAUCUUUCUUCACUAUAGGUCUAAUAGACUGAGAUUUUGGCAGCAAUAGCUUCUCCAACACCCAGCCUCGGCUCUAUGGGGACACCUCUAAUCAGCUAGAAGGUGCAUAUAAUUUUGCACCGCGUCUUUCGCGUCAAGUUUUAUGUUAAUAAUGAGAGGAUCAUGACAAAAAUUGCCAAUCAUGUACCUAGAUGGAGCUCCUUUGAAUACAUGACUGUAAGAAAGUUCCUCGUUUUGAGACCCGCUGUCAAGUGCUAACAACCCGCGGAGGGAAGUCAUUAGACAUACAAAAGACCUGGAACAAAGCGACAGUCCUGGCACACAGAACGCACUGUAUGAGGAUGCUGUAUCUGACACAUGGACGGUUAUAAAAUAUUACACACCAAGUAGCUUUCCAGGACCCUUUGAUUUUUUUUUUUUUCUGAUAAUGGCAGAUACCUCGAUAUAUCAGUCUCUUUUAUUUGCAUUGCUGCACCUCAUUAUAUCAAUCCAGUAUUUUCAUACGUGGGCUAUCUAAUCCCUAUAGGACCUCUUCACCCACAAUGACGGGACUGAGCAAGGCGAGAGUUCAGAUAAAAUAGCCUGGCUUUACAAUCUGUCUGCGCCUGUAAAAUGGCUAUGUGCAUUUUAGUUGUUCCUGUUGGGACAUCACCAAUAUGUUAAUUAUAAAACAUGUGAACUGUAAAUCGUUAAAUAUUUUCCAAAUAGUCCUACCGAUAGCUUAAAACUGAAAUAUUGAUCCGGAAAAAUGUACCACGAAAUGUGGAUGGUAGGCUAUUUUUAAAACUUUUUUUUAAUUUAUUUUGUGACUUGUUGAAUGUUUUUUUUUUAAAUGUUAAAACACUGGAUCCCAUAGCCAACAAACUGGCUUGUAAAUUCACCAAUGGUCCAAACUCAUGACCUGUUUUGGGGGUUUGUUUGUUUGUUUUUUCGUGCAAAUUUAUACAUUUACUAUAGAGAUGGAGAAAAAUUCUUAUGAUCCACUCAAAAGAGGCUUGGAAGGGCUGAUAAACGGGCACUGAAAUUAAAUGGAAAAAUCUACUGGCCUUUGUCCCCAUGGUCUCUGUUAUAACUCUAUAUCUCUGUAUUUAAAAUAUCAAUGACUGUAUGAAUUUAAAUAUUUUAACUUGAAAAAAAUGUGCAAUAUGAAAUGUAAAUCAUGUUAUUUAUUGAUCGUGUUUGUUCUUGGAAAGUAAAUAAAAAAAGUCU